Capsicum annuum is the source of this 675-nucleotide messenger RNA. RefSeq names its product secreted RxLR effector protein 161-like. The coding region runs from base 1 to 675 and encodes 224 amino acids. The record is from RefSeq and is a predicted model, not a curated record. The transcript is spliced from 3 exons. Lineage: Eukaryota; Viridiplantae; Streptophyta; Magnoliopsida; Solanales; Solanaceae.
AUGGAGGAUGAAAAAUGGAACUGGGAAGAAGCAGAACCAGUGCUAUUUCUAGAUCAAAGUAAAAUACCCCAGCUGAAAGAAGAUGAAUUGGAGGAUGAUGUUCCGGUGAGAGAUGACCUGUUGGUUACAGGAAGCAAUCAUGAGCUUGUUCAGAAAUUUAAAGAAGAUAUGCAGCAUACAUUCGAGAUGACGGACUUGGGAGAGAUGGUUUAUUUUCUAGGAAUGAAAAUCAAGCAAGAGCAAAAUGAGUUGAACAAAAAUGAUGAAGCUGAAAAAGUGGAUGAGACUCUUUAUAGAAGUAUGGUUGGAUUUCUCAUGUAUCUUACAGCAACUAGACCCGACAUUUUAUAUGUUGUAAGUCUUCUAUCUAGAUUCACUAAUUGUGCAACUAACACUCAUUUUAGAGCAGCGAAAAGGGUGAUAAGAUAUGUUAAGGGAACACUAAAUUUUGGAAUCAAGUUUUAUGCAAAUCAGAAACACGUGUUGCAGGGGUAUUCUGAUAGUGACUGGGGUGGUUCUUCUGAAGACAUGAAGAGCACUUCUGGUUAUUGUUUUAAUCUUGGUUCAACUGUAUUUUCUUGGUGUUCUAAAAAGCAAAAGAUUGUUGCACAGUCGACAGCUGAAGCUGAAUUUAUUGCAGCAACAGCUGCUGCAAAUCAAGCCUUAUGGCUUUGA